CUUCAUAAUUUCUCAAUGGACCAGGAAUUUAAUGUGACAUAUUUAACUCUUGACGGACACAUGGAGCUUCACAGGUUCAGGUACCUCUACUUUACGGUGGUUCUCACAGUGUACGUCCUGAUUUUGUGCAGUAACUGUACUGUAGUUUACCUGAUCUGGAAACAGCCAACCCUCCAUGAGCCCAUGUACGUGUUCAUCGCUGCUCUGUUACUCAACUCUGUUCUUCUCAGCACCAACAUCUACCCAAAGCUGCUUCUGGACUUUCUGUCAGACACACAGGUCAUUUCAUUCUCAGCCUGCCUCUUUCAGUUUGCAGCUUUAUAUUCGUUGAUCGACUCAGAGUUCCUGCUGCUGGCGGCCAUGGCCUACGACAGAUACGUGUCCAUCUGCAAACCUCUGCACUAUCAGUCUAUUAUGACCAGAAGGACAAUCAGUAUCUUCUUGACUCUAGCUUGGCUCCUGCCGGCGGCUGAAUUUGUGGCCAUGGCAGCAGUCAGAGCCAAGCAGAGGCUCUGUGGCUUCACUCUGCAGGUGAUUUUCUGUAACAACUCCAUCUACAAACUGUUCUGUGAGACUUCAGCAGCAGUUUCUUUUUAUGGUAUCUUCAUAUUGCUAAACAUGGUAGCUUGUCCUGUGCUCUUCAUCCUGUUCACCUACGCUAGGAUCCUUCUCAUUUGUUACCACAGCUGUGGAGAGGUCAGGAGAAAAGCUGCUCACACCUGUUUACCUCACCUGCUGGUCUUAGGCAACAUGUUUUUCUUGGUAACGUUUGAUGUCAUUACAGUUCGACUGGAAGCUAAUAUUCCAAAAAUGGCUCGUUUAAUUCUGACAUUACAGUUAAUUUUAUAUAACCCUCUGUUUAAUCCAAUAAUGUACGGACUAAAGAUGAAGGAAAUCUCAAAACACCUGAAGAAGCUGUUUGCUGCUAGAACCAGGUAA
Molecule: messenger RNA, 939 nt
Organism: Betta splendens (Siamese fighting fish)
Lineage: Eukaryota; Metazoa; Chordata; Actinopteri; Anabantiformes; Osphronemidae
Product: olfactory receptor 2M5-like
Exons: 1
Coding region: 16-939 (307 amino acids)
Biological process (GO): G protein-coupled receptor signaling pathway
Cellular component (GO): membrane
Molecular function (GO): G protein-coupled receptor activity; olfactory receptor activity
Source: RefSeq, a predicted model, not a curated record